UGUCAAAUGUAAAUAUUGUGACAAAGAUAAUUUGAAGAGCUGGCUCAAAGAAAAUGACUGAAAUGGAGAAACGUUGCCAGGAAGAGAAAGCAUCACUGGAAGAGAAACAAACCUUCACAAACCCAGGAGAACAUGAUGAUGAAGCCUCAGUUGGUCCCAGUGAUGGACAGCAGGUUCAGCCCACCAAGAGGCUGCAGAAACAACACCGUUGUGACACGUGUCUGAAACAUUUCAGAUGGAAGACGAAUCUGAAAAUUCAUCAACGCAUUCACACUGGAGAGAAGUGCUAUCUCUGUGACCAGUGUGGAAAGACUUUCAAUCAGAAGAGUUCUUUAAACAGCCAUCAGCGAAUCCACACUGGUGAAAAGCCUUAUAGAUGUGAUCAGUGUGAGAAGACAUUCAAAUAUUCCUCAGGACUGAUGUAUCAUAAGCAAAUCCAUACUGGUGAAAAGCACUAUUUCUGUGACCAGUGUGGAAAGUCUUUCAUUACCAAGGGUUCUUUUAACAGCCAUAUGCGAAUCCACACUGGUGAGAAGCCUUAUAGAUGUGAUCAGUGUGAGAGGAGAUUCAAACAAUCCUCACAUCUGAAGCGUCAUCAGCAAAUCCAUACUGGUGAAAAGCACUAUUUCUGUGACCAGUGUGGAAAGACUUUCAAUCAGAAGAGUUCUUUAAACAGACAUCAGCGAAUCCACACUGGUGAGAAGCCUUAUAGAUGUGAUCAGUGUGAGAAGACUUUCAAUCACAAGGGUAAUUUAAACAAACAUCAGCGAAUCCACACUUGUGAGAAGCCUUAUAGAUGUGAUCAGUGUGAGAAGACUUUCAAUCACAAGGGUAAUUUAAACAAACAUCAGCGAAUCCACACUGGUGAGAAGCCUUAUAGAUGUGAUCAGUGUGAGAGGAGAUUCAAACAAUCCUCACAUCUGAAGCGUCAUCAGCAAAUCCAUACUGGUGAAAAGCACUAUUUCUGUGACCAGUGUGGAAAGACUUUCAAUCAGAAGAGUUCUUUAAACAGACAUCAGCGAAUCCACACUUGUGAGAAGCCUUAUAGAUGUGAUCAGUGUGAGAAGACUUUCAAUCACAAGGGUAAUUUAAACAAACAUCAGCGAAUCCACACUGGUGAGAAGCCUUAUAGAUGUGAUCAGUGUGAGAAGACAUUCAAACAAUCCUCAAAUCUGAAGCGUCAUCAGCAAAUUCACACAGGAGAAAAAGCCUGAUCCACAUAAGACAGUAGCAACAUCUGGAAUGUGAAAGAACUUCUUUCUCUCCUCCUUUCUUCCAUCACUACGGUGGCAGUCGGUGAUGUCAGUAACAUUUAUAUCAAUAAUAAUAACAAGCAUGCAAACAAAUUGUCAUGUCGUCGUUUUGUUGUAGCAAAAACAAAGAUGCUGUCAGGA
Molecule: messenger RNA, 1394 nt
Organism: Gambusia affinis (western mosquitofish)
Lineage: Eukaryota; Metazoa; Chordata; Actinopteri; Cyprinodontiformes; Poeciliidae
Product: zinc finger protein 525-like
Exons: 3
Coding region: 54-1214 (386 amino acids)
Biological process (GO): regulation of transcription by RNA polymerase II
Molecular function (GO): RNA polymerase II cis-regulatory region sequence-specific DNA binding; DNA-binding transcription factor activity, RNA polymerase II-specific
Source: RefSeq, a predicted model, not a curated record